AUGGCAGCUGGAAAUCGCGGGUCUCGAUUGGGAGUGCUUGAUCAACGAUCUCUUCGCUUUUCGUGCUUGCUUCAAGCGAGACUAUGCCGAAUAUUUGGCGAUAAACAGGCAGCUCGCUUGCUUUUGAGCGAAUGUGUUCAACAAGCUCAGAAUCACGAUGUGGUUUGUCUGAGGAUGGCAAUGGUGGAGCUAGCCGCACUAGAAGCGAUGCCGCCCAGUAAUGUCGACCUCAAGGCUCCCUCUGAAGAAAAGUCAACAGAAACUCUUCUCACCACUGAUGAACUACUGCGAAUGAUCCAUCGAGCAGCGCGCACGGAAACGAGAAUCGAGGGUGACGAUCAUCGUGAUGCCGCAGCCAGUACCGACGAGUAUGAAUACCUAUUUGAACAGCUGAUUUCCUUGGCCCAUCUGAUGACAGCCAUAACAGAAGCUCGGCGUUGUAAAUCGCUCAGAGUAGUAGAGGAAGGUUUGGAGCGAGCGAUGAGAUGCGUAUCAGGUCCAGACUCAGGAGCUCGAGCUCGACUGAUCAGCGACGCCGCAGUGGCGACGACGUGCAGCGUCCGUCUGCGGCACGGUCUUGCCUUGGCCACCCAGUCCCUUGCUACUUCACUUGUCGAGACGAAUUACGCCGAUGGGUGUGCACCUAGGCAUGAGACGGAAGCACAUGCCAUAGCUGGAGUGAAUUUGGUGUAUGCUGCGGCAAUGAUGGGCGAGUGGGAUCGAGUUACAGUAAUGCUGGGACGAUUGAAGCUAUAUUACACUCCGGAGUUGAAUUGGCAGGCUGCGCAGUAUGUGAACCUUUGCGACAGGAUAAUCCUGUUCGACACAACGAUUUUGCGUGGGCAGUGGGAUAAAUGCGUCCCAGUGUUGGAGGAUAUUGAAACCUUGGAUGCAGCUGAAGCAUUGUUACGGAGGGCUAUACUUCUGGCGGCACAAAAUGAGCUGUGUGCUGCACGGAAUCUUCUGGAAUCAGUCUACACCAAAUACGAGGCGCCAAGCACGAUUUUUAUUCAUAUGAGACUUCGACUACAGUUGGCUAUGCUUUUGAGCGCCGAAUGCCGAUGGAGUGCAGCUAUUGAAAUGCUUCAAGGCGUACGAGAGGAAGCCGUUGGAGUUGAGCAACGAAACAUCGGUGCGAUGGCUAUGCGAAGAAUUGGUGUGAUGAUGAGUGGAGACUAUGAACUGGCGAUGAAAAGCUUGACGGAAUGCCGAAAAGACAUCAUACGCACCUGCUCGAUUCUGGAGAAUGCCAUUUUAUCCAUCGCACUUGCUGAAGCUCACUCGCAUACGGGCGACAGUAACGAGCAAUUGCGAUACCUGAACAAGGCUCGUGCGCAAUGUCGUCAGGCAGGAGCGGUUUUAUUCGAGAAGUUUGUGGUGCAAGAAAUCGCUCUUUACUAUCACGAGUUAUGCUUGUUUCUCAACCAGUAG
Cooperia oncophora is the source of this 1431-nucleotide messenger RNA. The record is from the annotation of a GenBank genome assembly. NCBI's taxonomy places the organism in Eukaryota, Metazoa, Nematoda, Chromadorea, Rhabditida, Trichostrongylidae.